AUGUCUAAAGUUUUCGGAACAGAAGCAUUUACCAAAGAGAUUCCCAAGGCUAUUGAUUGUCUAACUGCGGCUGGAGAAACUAUCAGCCUUGAUAACAUCACUGAACAAUUGACGGAUUACAUUGUAGAUAAUCAUAAUGGAAAGACAUCAUUGUACGUAUACAAGGACCUUUGGAAUACCCACGUUGAAAUUUUUUGA
Mucor mucedo is the source of this 198-nucleotide messenger RNA. RefSeq lists its product as uncharacterized. Lineage: Eukaryota; Fungi; Mucoromycota; Mucoromycetes; Mucorales; Mucoraceae. The transcript has 2 exons. The coding region runs from base 1 to 198 and encodes 65 amino acids. The record is from RefSeq and is a predicted model, not a curated record.